GUUCUUGACUAUAUAUAUUGCAUCUGUGUGGAGCAAUCAGGUACUCUGCUCCUCCAAGAGACUCUACACAGACGCAUCACUGUAUAACUGCAGAAGACGGUCAAGAUGAAAGCUGUGGCAAUCUUCUUGUGUUUUGUGGCCUACACAUUCGCUGCCCCAGCGCCCGACAGCGGCAGCCAGGAGCAGCAGAUAGCUGCCCAUGCUAACACAGCCCUGCAUCUGAUGGAACUCUACAGGAUGUAUGGCCACCUGCAGCAACAGGGUGUCGCAGCUCCUGCUCCAGCUCCAGUUCAGGCACAGGCUCAGUCUGUUCAACCUCAGCAACCCUUCCUGUUUAACUACCCAACCCUGCCCAGAGGAGGAGAUAACUCUGAUGAGGAAGCACAGCCUAAUUACGCUGCAUUUUACCCUCCCCAUGGCUUCCCAGCUGUACCAGCAGCACCGGCGGCACCAGCAGCCCCACUGAACUCCGAUGAAGCCGAGGGAGCAGAAGAGGCCGAGGCCGUAGAAGCAGAACCAGCAGCUGAAGCCGAACCGGCAGCCGAAGCCGAACCUGCAGCUGAAGCGGUCCCAGCAGCCGAAGCGGUCCCAGCAGUCGACCCUGCAGUCGACUUAGCAGUCGACCCAUUAGUCCCUGUUGCCGCUCCCAUCGACCCCGCUGUCAUUGACCCCCAUGUGGCUGUUGAAGUAGGCAUUGAGGUUCCUGCCUCCGCAAACAUCCCUGCCGCCGAUGUCCUCGCAGCUGCCACUGCCAUAGCUGCCGACCCGGCCCUUGUCCCCCAGGGGGCGCCGGUGGCUAUUGAGAUCGACACCACAGUGGUGGGGCCAGAGGUUGGCGCUCCAAUCGUUGCGGACUCUCCUGUCCAACCGUUUUAAUCACCUCCGCCCCAUCCCACCCCGCCCACCCCAACAACUAUCUAUAAGAUUAAUCAGCCACAUCACUACUGUAGAGGAUUCACAGUUAGCAGCAUAGCUCGGGAGGUGGGCGGGGUUACAGUUUACAUCCAGUCUAUGUGCGCGAAAGGUUGAUUUGUGUGAACCUCAGUGUGAAAAUUGAAGCUCUGGGAGUGUGAGGAAACCUCAUGUAUGAUUCAGUCUUUUCUCUGUAUUUUUGUCUACGCUUGUUUUUCUUCAAAUUAAACAUGUCUGUCUUCA
Molecule: messenger RNA, 1155 nt
Organism: Astyanax mexicanus (Mexican tetra)
Lineage: Eukaryota; Metazoa; Chordata; Actinopteri; Characiformes; Acestrorhamphidae
Gene: enam
Product: enamelin
Exons: 8
Coding region: 106-876 (256 amino acids)
Source: RefSeq, a predicted model, not a curated record